Cynara cardunculus var. scolymus (artichoke) is the source of this 1704-nucleotide messenger RNA. RefSeq names its product UDP-glycosyltransferase 85C1-like. Bases 1 to 1704 code for a protein of 567 amino acids. Gene Ontology annotation, molecular function: UDP-glycosyltransferase activity. The record is from RefSeq and is a predicted model, not a curated record. NCBI's taxonomy places the organism in Eukaryota, Viridiplantae, Streptophyta, Magnoliopsida, Asterales, Asteraceae. The transcript has 3 exons.
AUGGGUAGAGAUACGCCUAAUAAUAGAGCACCUCCCUCUGAUAGGUGGCUUGAUGUUGGUAACCGCAGUGUUGGACACGAGGCACGACAUGACAGUAAAUGGUCAUCUAGGUGGGGUCCAGACGAGAUAGAAACGGAAACACAGACUGAGAAGAGGACAAAUGCAGAGAAGGAAGAUGCUCAUAGUGACACUCAAGCACAUGCAAGUAGCACAAGAGUAGUUUCUGAGCGUGAUCCAGACUCCCAUCGAUCAGGGAUGGAUGAGAAGAAGGCUCAUGUGGUAUUCAUACCAUUUCCAGCACAAAGCCAUAUCAAGUGUAUGCUGAAACUCGCCACCCUCCUCCACCACAACGGCCUUCGAAUAACCUUCGUCAACACCCACUCCAACCACACGCGCCUCCUUACCUCCGCCGUCUCUCACCAUCUUCACGGUGCUCCUGGUUUUCAAUUCCGAUCAGUUCCCGAUGGUCUCCCUUCUACUUCCUGUGGAGAUGAAGAUCAAGAACCACUUCAARCCAUAMWUSAGMUCAMCCGAUACCUGGCAACCAAUUUCUUGGCUUCCUUUCUUGAACUUGUUGCCGGACUUGAAACUCCGGUGACCUGUAUCAUCUCCGAUGGUUUCAUGACUUUCACGAAAACCCGUUUUGCAGCUGAGAAGCUCGGAGUUCCGGUCAUCCUUUUCUGGACAGUUGCUGCCUGUGGAUUCAUGGGGUUUUAUCAGGCAAAAGUUCUAAUGGAUAGAGGGAUUGUCCCACUUGAAGAUGAAAGCUAUUUGACAAAUGGGUUCCUUGAUACCAUGAUCGAUAUCCCGGGUAUGAAAGAGAUCCGAUUAAAGGAUCUACCGGAAUACGUCUUGGGUACAAAAUCUACACAAGCGGGGUGGAAAUUCAUUGUGGAAAUCGCAAAGGAAGCUGAUAAACAUUCACAUAUGAUUAUCCAUACAUUCGGUGAAUUAGAGAGCAGUCUAAUCGAAGUGUUCAAAUCCAUGUUUCCUAACGUCUACACCAUCGGACCUCUGCAGUUGCUUCUGAAUCGGAUAUUUCCGGAAAACGAACCCAACAACUCGAAGCUCAAUGGCUACAGUUUAUGGAAGGAAGAGCCCGAGUGCAUCCAGUGGCUUGAGUCGAAAGAACCGAACUCAGUGGUGUAUGUAAACUUUGGAAGUAUAACAGUAAUGUGUUUACAAGAUCUUCUCGAAUUCGGUUGGGGGCUUGUUAACAGCGACCAUGAGUUUCUUUGGAUCAUCAGGACCAAUUUCGUUGAUGGGAAACCUGCAGUUUUCCCUCAAGAACUCGAGGUGGCGAUCAAAAGAAAAGGGUUUGUAGCAAGCUGGUGCUCACAAGAAGAGGUGCUGAACCACCGGUCUGUUGGUGGGUUCUUGACUCAUGGUGGGUGGGGAUCGGUGAUUGAGAGCUUGUCAGCUGGGAUUCCGAUGGUGUGUUGGCCGUUUUCCGGCGACCAAAAAAUGAACUGCAGACAAAUGUGCAAGGAGUGGGAGGUGGGUAUGGAGAUUGAGGGAAGUGUGAAGAGAGAUGAAGUGGAGAAGCUUGUGAGGGUGUUAAUGGCGGGAGAAGACAGUGGGAGGAUGAGGAAGAAAGCUAUCGAGUGGAAGAAAAUGGCGGAAAUCGCUGCCGGACCCGACGGUUCGUCUUCUCGGAGUACCGAAAAACUUGUUAAUGACAUUAACAUGUUUUCAAGAAACUAA